Molecule: messenger RNA, 7668 nt
Organism: Cladocopium goreaui
Lineage: Eukaryota; Dinophyceae; Suessiales; Symbiodiniaceae
Source: the annotation of a GenBank genome assembly
AUGGAAACUGAGUGGGACACUGCCAUCGCCCGUCAUGAGAUGUUUUCCCCCAACUGGUCCCGGUUGUCUAAAGGGGAUACAAUUUCAGUUGUCAUCAAUGGCCUGGUUUUUACAGAGGAGGUUGUCAUUGGUCAGUCGCUGCCGGACAAUCAGCCGAUUCGACUGUAUGGUGACAUUGAUGCUCAGGUGCGUGGCUGUAAGUGUUUGACUGUGUUGGGUGCUGUGGUUGACUUCAAGCCGCCGUUUGUGGAUUUGUUGUUAACUGACUUAAGCAUGACCCUUGCCCAUGGACUCAAACCUGCUGCCGACCUUUUCAAGACUGUUGAAUUUUGUGCUGGACUUGGUGCCACUGGUGUUGGACUUGCUGCUGCUGGUUUUGACUUGGCGUGCAGUGUUGAGUGGCGUUCCCCCCUUGCUGCUGUCUAUGAAACUGUGCACCCCACCGUCCCGGUUAUCGUUGGAGACAUCACUGAGUUGGAAUGCCUCAAACAGGUUGCUGCACUGGUGGACUCUCCGUUCUGCCUCACAGCCGGAAUCAGCUGCCAGCCAUAUUCCAUUGGAGGAGCUCAGGGAGGCAGCACUGAUGAGAGAUCAAGCACACUGCCAGCUACCAUUCGUGCUUGCUACCUUUUUCAAUGCCCGCUCCUGAUCCUGGAGUGUGUACCGCCAGUCCGUACCAACCGGUACGCGAGAUCCCUUCUUUUGGCUCUGGAGAGGGAAUCGGGGUACCAUUUGACUGAGGUCACACUGCGCUUAGAGGACACAUGGGCAUCACGCAGGUUCCGUUGGUGGCUUGUUGCGACACAUCCAUCACUUGGCAAGGUCUCCAUCCCUGAUUGGCCACAAGCUCCAGGUUUGGUGGUUCGUGAUCUGAUGCCUGUCAUCCCUUCUUGGUCAGACGAAGUCAUUGAGGAGCUUCGACUAAAACCCCAUGAAACUAGCAUGUUCACGUUGGAUGGAUCACACAUGAGGAAGUAUGUGUUGCAACUUGAUCAGAAGAUGCCGACAUGUUUGCAUAGCUGGGGGAGCCCUGCAGAUCCAUGCCCAUGCACCUGCCGAGCAGAGCCCUUCAGUGAAGCCUUGAUCAAGAGUAGGGGCAUUUAUGCUGUAGUGGUCCCAAUUCCAUCAACCACUGGAGAACCCCAGUAUCGGCACUUGCACCCUGCUGAACUUGCCGUCUUGAAUGGACUUGUGCCUCCCGAUGUUUGGACUUCUUCACAUCACCCAUCACUGCGUCUGUGUCUCUGUGGCGUUGGACAGUUGGCUUCUCCCUUGCAAGCGUUGUGGGUUGGGGCAUGUGUUCGCACUCAGUUGUUGCAUAGGCUUGGGCUCCCUGCACCAACGUUGACACCAACCGGUGCCUUGCAGCAGAUGAAACAGCAGCUGUAUGAAGCCGCCAAAGCCAUGUUUCUCAGUGCGCCAACCGUUGCACCCACGAUCCCAGAUCCAGAAGACGCCGAUGUUGUCCUGCUGUCCCCGUCAGAGGUUGUACUUCUGUAUGCUGACACCACCCAGGUCCGUGUCCAGGUGUCUCCUGAAGCCACUGUUGCACAGUUGCGCCAAGCAGAUGAUGCCUUGCAAGGAGUUGAUGACGGAAAGUGGAUCGAUGCAGUCACAUGCUGUGCGUUGUCAGGUGAUGACACUGUCAGUGGAAGGACCAUCCGAGUCUGUGCAUCCCCGUCCAGUGAACCCAUGUCGGAGCCGGCCAUUGAUCCCAAUGAGCUUGAACGUGAGGUACCGUUGGUCCCUGUCGGUCCCUUGGUUGUCACUCCUGCGUCCACGUCCAGCCCAGCUGAUGCCAUCGAGCCCGCCAGUCAGUCAGCCAUCAAGCGCCAUUGCACUGUUGAUGUUCGUUUGCCCAGUGACACGUUGCACGGCUUUUUGGACUUGUCUGGAGAGCAGUUGGCUGCUUUGAUCCCUCCGUUGGUUGUCACAACUGAGCAUUGUAGUGCCUUACGUCAGGCCACGACCACCAGCACCAUGCGUUUGCAGAUCCUGCAAAACCAAGGAGCUGCUAUGGCAGAUGAUGAGUUACACCUUCAUGUGUUGUCUUGCGUGCAACUCACAGGCCGCUUGGACUUGGCCUUCUUGGAUCCCUUGCUUGCCACUGGAUGGCUUCGGUGCGGUACAGUUGAUCAAGUCAAGACAUGGAUGCACAGUGUCCCUCAUGCCACCUCCAUUGUCAGUGUUGUUUUGCUUGACGGCCAUUGGAUUCCAAUUAUGUGGUCACGUGGUUUGAGUGAGGUCCGUGUCACAAUGUGGGAACAUGAUGAUGUGUCCAUCGAGCCUCUUUUCCCUUUGCAUGGACUCAUCAGCCAAGCUUGGGAACGACCCAUGUUCUCCCUGGCAUGCUACCGCCGAUCAUUUGCCAGAGACCACUGCGGUGCUGCGUCGGUGUGUUUCUUAGGCCAUGUCUUACUCAACAAGCCUUUGCCUGUCCACGCUGAGGACCUCUUGCGCAUCCAUGAGGAACUGAGGAGCAGUUUUGGUGCAGCCCUUGGACUUUUGACAGAUGUGCCCAAGCCAUGGGGUUGGGGCCUUGGUGUUCCCGAUGUUGUUGGUCUUGUCUCCAACCUGCUGCAGCUCCAUGGUGUCCCGCAUGCCCAGUGUCAGUUACGUGCCAAGAUGCUGAUCCAAAGCUUGGGAAAGACGGAAGUCCAAAGUGCUGUCACUGGAAUCACGCCGUGGAAGUCACUGAAGAUUUUGGCCAAUGCACACAAGCCGGUGAUCCAGCUCGUGCUGCCUGACGAGCAAGCCCAGUACGCUGCAUCCAAGCAAGCAUCCGCCCCACAAGCCAAGAAACAGCCAGGUGGUACCAAGCGCCUUACACCCGCCCGACCAGCUGAGUUGGACCCUGCCAAGCUGGUCAUUGACCAUGGAGCCUUUUGUGUGGAUUGUGAUGAACCUCUCAUGCAGACACCAUUCAAUGCUCUUGGCCCGCUGUCAGUAGGAGUUGCACUGGCCACGUUCCAGGAUGCCAAGCCUUUCUUGGAUGCAGGCUCCCUGUUGUCAUCUGGUGGACUUGCCAUGCUGAUCAUCAACCCUCCAGCUGAUUUUGCCACGUCGCUGCAAUGGUCCUCUUUGCGGUUUGCUGCCAGGUGUGCUUAUAACCAGGAGCCCAUGUUGCUGUCAGGUGCACUUGUCCAGCUUGGACGGAAGACCGUAUAUCAGUACAAGGCGAAGAAUGUCCCUGCCAUCAUGUCAGUUGAGGUAGCUACUGUUUACUUUGACCAGUGGGAGCAAAAUUGGGAAGACUUCGCCAGCAAGCCUGUCAAGCAUGUCCUUGCCUGCAUCCCAUGCCUCCAGACCUGUCGCGUCCCGUCCUGUCAAUGUCCUGGCUGGCACCCGUCCCCGACUGACCAGCAUGAUGCUUUGUUGGAUGUUUUCCGCCGGCAGUUCUUUGGUGAAAAUGGCCGUCCUACCAAGUGGGACAAAGCAGACUACUUUGCUGUCCUGAUCAGGUAUGUGAAGUGUUUGGAGCCUGCCGUGCUUACAUUGAGCGGCCGCUGUGGCCUUUUCAUUGAACCCAAAACUGAGGAUGCAAUGCAGCCACAUGGUGACUACCAGGUCAUCUGGUUACCCAGCUUGGACUUUGCCACGGUGUCUCACAAGGCCAAAAUCGAGGCUCACUGUCUGGGAAUUGCCAGGUCAGGACGACGCUAUGGACUCCGCGUCAAAGCCCAGCAUUUCCAAGAGGUCUUUGCAAGUGUAAAACCUGAAGCAGUCUUCCUUGCUCCUAGGUCUCGGAUGACCUACCAUACUGGCCCAUGGCCGUAUGGAUGCGACAGAAAGAGCAUCGCUCGUGCUCUCAAAGCGGCAGGCUGGAAAGCUCGACCUUUGCAACCGCUGCAGAAUGUGCCGGGUGGUCUUGUCUGGUCAGUCCAAGCAGUUUGCGAGCCCCCAACCAAUGUGCUUGCCAUGCAGCAUGGGCAGGUCGUUUUGACACGCCAUGACACAAAGCCAGCACCAGCUGAGUUGCCGCCCAACGUUGUGGGUCAAGAGGCCACAGUGCGCAUGUGCUCCACCAUGCCUACCACAGAAACGGAUCCGUGGCUCACGCAUGACCCGUGGAAGAAGGCCAUCGCUGCAGCCCCGCAGCCACCCGUGCCUGCUCCAACUGCCAAUGCCCUGCAGGAGUUGGAAGACCGAGUCGAGCGCAGCAUCUUGGCCAAGCUGCCCCAGCAGAAUGAGGGUAUGGAGGUGGAUGACCAGGACCAGCGCAUCGCCCAGCUCGAGAUGCAGCUGCACCAGUUAGCUGGACGCCAGACCCAGCUGGAAGCCACUGUCUCUGACAACCAUGCCCAGCAGUCCGCCCAGGUCCACAACCUCCAACAGCAGAUGUUGGUUCAGAUGGACCAUCAAUCCAAGCAGAUGCAGACGAUGCUGACAGACCAGAUGAGCAGGGCCUUUUUCCUCGCCUUUUUGUUUAUGCAGACUUGCCGCAUUGGUGAAGCUCGAAAGCCUGGCCCCAACACUGAUCCGACUUGGAGCAUCGGGAUUUGCAAUCCCUCUGGAUUGCAAGGGAAGUAUCAGUUGGUUAGCGGUGUUGACGCCAACAUUCUGGCCAUCAGCGAGUCUCAUUUGACCAAAAGAUCCAUGCACAAUUUUGACCUUAGCCUUCGGGCGAUGCAUUCACGUUUCACCAGAGUGAUCACUGGUGCCCCUUUGGCACCUCGUUCCCACAGUAGCGAUGCUGGAGGAUAUGCCGGGGUAGCAUUCACCUCCACGUUCCCCUGCAGAACUGUAGCUGUCCCAUGGCCUGCAGAUGCAUAUGAGUCCAGCCGUGUUCAGAUUGGUUCGUUCUUCAGCCCAGCGGGAUGGGUCACAGGCUCCGUUGUCUAUGGAUACCCAGCCGGAAAAACACAUGUGGAUGCCAAGGCGAAGACAGAGCAGCUUUUGGAUUUUGUCGUUAAUCACUUGAACGCUGUGCCAGGUCCCCGUUUCUUUGCCGGUGAUUGGAAUUUUGAGAUUCAUGAGCUUGCCUUGGUUCCUCUUUUGCGUGCGGCUGGUUGGGUUGAAGUGCAGGACCUUCUGCAUAGCCGUACAGGCGCCCCGGUGCAAUUGACUUGCAAGGCAGCCACAAGAAAGGACUAUCUGUGGUUGUCCCCAGAACUUGCGUUGGGCUUUAUGGAUUUGCAAUUGGACUUUGAGACCUUUGCUGACCAUGCAGUGCUUGUGGCCCAGUUCCGCGGCGGUAUCCCUCACAUGGAACGUUUUGUCUGGCCUUGUCCGAAACCUGUCCCAUGGCAACAGGUCCCUGAACCCCCUGGCGCUUUGGACUUUCAAGCCCCAGUUGACCCCACUGCCCAAUAUGCUGCUCUGUGGUCUUCCCGUGAAGCUGCUGCCAAAACUGCACUUGCCGGCGACUGGCUCCCCAGUAUGCGUGGCCGUGGCCAACAAACCAAGCCAAGGCGAGUUGUGAGCAGACCUGCACCGAUCAAGCAAGGUCGCAGCACGGAUGUUCAGCCACACUUUUUUGGGUUUUCCGUUGUGCACACCCAGAGGUUCAAACAGGUGAGGAGGUUGCAAAAUUUUUGUCGAUGGGUUGACAAUCAUGCCAAUGGCCACUCGUCGGAUCCAUCUCAUGGAAUUGCCCUGUGGAAUUCUGUGCUGCGUGCCCCUGGUUUUGCACCUACUUUCGCUCAGUGGUGGCCCCAUCGACUAUAUGUCAGCCCAGCGGACCCUGUCGACAUGCCAGCGUACUGUCCUCCUCCGUGCGUUGCACAUCACAUCUUUGAUGCGGUCCUUGCUGAAGUCCGUCUGUUUGAACAGCGGUUGAAUCAGAUGCGUGCUGCCCACCGGAUCCAUCAACACAAGCUGGAUCGCAACCUGGUCUUUCGGGAACUUGCCCGACCACAGGCAGCGCCAGUUGAGUCUCUCCUUCACCAGGUGUCAGGAGUCGUGGAGUCGGUUGAUGUUGAUGAAAGUGCCAUUGAGUUGAAAGCUCCUGUAGAUGUCAGAGAUGACCUCACCCUGUGGGUCGGAGGUGCCCCCAAAACUGUCAUCCAUGCGGAAGCUGACAAGGUGUGGAUCGACGAUGUCACGGAUGUCACAGCUGAUGCAGUCAUGACCCAGUCUGAGCCUGUUGGGGAUUUGGCCACCAUUUUUGAUGCUUUCCACACCCAGUGGAAGCAGCGUUGGUGCCGGCAUGACAACACUUCGUUUCGUCAGUGGGACCAGCUCCUUGGAUUUGCCCAACGGAUCAUGCAUCCCACACCCAUUCCUCACCUUGCUGUCGAUGUUGACCUUCUCAGGGCUGAAGUGCACCGGAAAAAGAAAACCGCGGCAACGGGGUUGGAUGGUGUCAGCAGACAGGACCUCAUCCAUGCUGAUAACCAAACGCUCCAGAGCAUCACAAAUGCCUUUACCCGUGCCGAGACGGAUGCGGAGUGGCCAUGCCAGCUCUUGGCUGGCAAAGUCCAUUCGUUGGCCAAGCGCCCUGAUGCAAGUGGCCCCAGCGACUAUCGCCCAAUCACUGUCUUUGGUUUGGCUUACCGUGCCUGGUCCAGCCUUCAAUCCAGGCAUUUGCUUCAUUGGGCUGAAGAGUGGGUUGAUCCUGGAGUGUAUGGCAACAGAAAAGCCCGACAGGCCUCUGACCUUUGGCAUUGGUUGCUUUUGCAGGUUGAAACUGCCUACAGUACGGGCCAAUCAAUUUGCGGGGUCUCAGGGGACUUGGAGAAAUGCUUCAACUGCAUUCCACGCUACCCAGCGCUGUGCCUGGCCAUCCUUGCCGGGACACCUGCCUCGGUCACUACAGCUUGGGCUGGUGGACUUGCCCAGAUGAAGAGGCAUUUCAAAGUCAGGGAAUCUUUCUCUGCUGGCUUCCUCACCUCAACUGGACUUGCCGAGGGUUGUGGUCUCAGUGUGUACGGGAUGCUUCUUGUCGACCAUCUGUUCCACAAAUGGAUUUCCUUCCAGUGCUCCCCCGUACGUUCCUUGUCGUAUGUUGACGACUGGCAUGUCUUUACAUGGGACUCCCAGUCUGCCCUGCGUCAGUUGGACUUGGUUGUGGAAUUUGCCACCAUGUUGGACUUGUCUGUCGACCGUCGCAAGACGGUAGCCUGGUCAACUGACCCCCACCUCCGCCAGCUGCUCCGGUCUCAGCAGGUUACCGUUGUCCACCAUGCCAGGGAGUUGGGUGGCCACUUUGGGGUGUCCCGACAAUACACCAACAAAACAGUGGCACAGCGUAUUGAAGCUUUGGAAGACCUCUGGCCCAAACUUCGCAUGAGCAAGGCCAGAUACCAAGCCAAGGUAUACAUGUUGCGUGCAGUGGCCUGGCCGAGAGGUUUGCAUGCCAUUGCAAGUGCUCCCAUCGGUGACAACAUCUGGACUGAGCUCCGCCGCCGAGCCACGCAUGCGCUCGGGCUGCAGCGCCCUGGUGUCAACUCCAGUGUCCUGUUGGGCCUUGUCGAACCGUGCACGGACCCCCAACAUGUUGCCCUCUUGUGGACUUGCCGUGCUGCCCGAGCUGUCUGUGACUUGGAUUUUUGGUCUGUGUCGGUUGCUUGUGCAGCUCACGGUGAUGUUGACUUGCCCCCCAAUUCGGUCGCCUCCAUCCUCCUCACCCGGCUUCACCAGGUUGGGUUCACGAUUGACCGUCAGGGUUACGUCAGUGAUCAGUUUGGCCGCUUCUCCCUGCAUCACACCAACUCAGCACUUGGAUGA